AUGCCGAUGCGAAAGGAGUUGAGGAGGUGGAGAGCUCAGGCGGCGUUCGGCUCCUCUCAGGGAGCGUCUCUCUCGUCGUCCCAGAGGCAGGACUCGUCCAGCGGGGGACAUUAUGUCUUCUCUAAGGCUGUGCUGGUGUCUCAGACGGGGGGCAGUAGGGUUCUGUCUUACUGCGAGCCUCUCGGCUGCCUGCUGGCGUCUCAGCCUUCUCCACAAGCAACCUUGGUGCCAGGCUUCGGUGUGAAGAAGAUCAGCACUGCGACUCUCAAGCCUAGUCAGUAUGUUCCCAUCCACUCCAAACAGAUCCGAGGUCUGGCCUUCAGCCGACACCAGGACAGCCUUCUGCUGUCUGCGGCCCUCGACAACACAAUCAAACUCACCAGUCUGAUGACGAACACGGUGGUUCAGGCCUACAACACGGGCAGACCUGUGUGGAGCUGCUGCUGGUGCCAUGAUAACAACAACUACAUUUACGCCGGUCUCGCCAGCGGCUCUGUGCUGGUGUACGACACGCGGGACACCAGCACUCACGUUCAGGAGCUGGCGCCGCUGCGCUCCAGCUGUCCAGUGGUGUCUCUGUCCUACAUCCCGCGCGCCGCCUCCAGCAUGUUCCCGUGUGGCGGCCUGAUCGCAGGCACGCUGGAGGGCGGCUGUUUCUGGGAGCACAUGGAGGGAACCACAUACACGCCCCACAUCCUGCCUCUAGAGUCCGGCAACUGCACAGACAUACAGGUGGAGCCGGACAGCAGACACUGCCUCGUCACGUACAGACCAGGUCGUGCAAACCCGUCACUGCGUUGUGUUUUAAUGGAGCUCAGCCGGACGCCUCAGACAGACAGCAGCCAGCCGCCCGUCUGCUCCUGCUCUCCGGUCCAGACCUUCACCGCGGGAUCCUCCUGCAAGCUACUCACCAAGAACGCCGUGUUCAAGCGUCCGGCCGGAGAGGCAGCCACGCUAGUAUGUGCUGGAGACGAGGCCACAAACUCCACCAUGGUCUGGGAUGCCGGCACUGGUGCUCUGCUUCAGAAGAUGCCUGCGGAUCUCCCCGUGUUGGACAUCUGUCCGUUUGAGGUCAGCCAGAGCAGCUUUCUGGCCUCUCUGACCGAGAAGAUGCUCAAGGUCUAUAAAUGGGAGUGAGGCUGAGAGUAACAUUCAAACAAAAAUCUGAAUAAGCCUUUCUCAUAAACCAAAUACUGGUGGACUGGGACGCCGGGUGACACUGUUGUCUUUUCACUGUGUGCUUUUUUCUGGGUUUUGUUUGUUUUAAAUCUAAAUCCUUUAUUAUUUUCUGUUCAUUAUAAAGAGUUGUCUGUUUUUGACCUUAAAAUCAGGGCUUUAUUAAUGUCUUAGAUAAGAGUGAUCAGUGUUUUCAUCGUAUAUAUGCAAGUGUCUUUUGUCUUUUUAAUAAAAGAAUAAAUGCCUACAUUGACACAGUUUGUGAGAACCUUAAAAACAUCUAUAUAGGAGUG
Sinocyclocheilus rhinocerous is the source of this 1469-nucleotide messenger RNA. RefSeq names its product E3 ubiquitin-protein ligase RFWD3-like. Gene Ontology annotation, molecular function: protein binding; ubiquitin-protein transferase activity. The record is from RefSeq and is a predicted model, not a curated record. Gene Ontology annotation, cellular component: nucleus. Bases 1 to 1137 code for a protein of 378 amino acids. NCBI's taxonomy places the organism in Eukaryota, Metazoa, Chordata, Actinopteri, Cypriniformes, Cyprinidae. Gene Ontology annotation, biological process: interstrand cross-link repair; protein ubiquitination. The transcript is spliced from 7 exons.